This is a messenger RNA of Cyprinus carpio (common carp), 1175 nucleotides long. RefSeq lists its product as uncharacterized. The transcript has 2 exons. Bases 89 to 1174 code for a protein of 361 amino acids. Lineage: Eukaryota; Metazoa; Chordata; Actinopteri; Cypriniformes; Cyprinidae. The record is from RefSeq and is a predicted model, not a curated record.
CAUUAACUUUAGUAUAAAUAUCCCAGUAUUUGUUCUAGUCUUUGUCUGAAUUUGUACCUAUAUGAUCGUGUGUUGUGGUUAAGCUGUCAUGGCUACUGGGAAUACUUUCCUCACUAUCCUUUAUCUGCUUCUAUACAGUUGUUUAUGCAGAGCUGAAAUUGAUGUCAGGCAUGUCGAUAGAGUGGAGAAGGGCAUGACAAUGUCUAAAGAUUUUCUCCAAAGUCUCGGUGAAGUUUUGAAAAAAGAUGGGGAAGUCCAAAAAGUUUUCAAAGUCUUUGGUUCUCUUGGCAAAGUUGCAGCAAGUUUUGGCUUUAUUGGGUCAUUAAUUAACUUCAUCUUUGCAUUCAUUCCACAAUCUGAUCCAACACUUGCGUUCAUGAAGGAACAAUUUGCUGAGGUCAACCGUAAACUCAAUUCUCUCGCCCUUCAAAUUUCCACCCUGCAAACAGAAAUGAAAUGGACAAACUAUGCAAGCAGCUAUGGCAAAGAUGAGAAUGUGAUCAAAAACUCCUGGGCCAAGUUAACAGAAUUCAUACAGACUGCUCCUUUUGCCUCCACACAGGAGCAGAAAACCAGACUGGCUGAGAGGUUUACCACUUUCUAUGAAAACACUGGCACAGGGAACAGUGUUGCUAAUUUAUACAGAUACAUCACUGAGAACAAUUCUGUCUGUUUGAAUAAAAAUCUCUUGAAGCUAAUCAUUGAGAAAUCCAAUGGUGAUUUUAAUGUCCUGGUGCAAUACUCUGCCUACUUCGCCACUCUGAUGGUUUCAGGACUAAAGUUAAAUGUGUUUUAUUACAACAUGAAGGGCUAUAAUGGAGAAGUAAAGGCAAAAGAAGCAGUCACACUACUGUCCAACACUUUAUCAGCCAUGCAGGAUGCCUUGAUUGAGUGUGCUGGUGACUUUGAGAAAUGGGCUUACAAGGACGCUGUUAAACUUGGCCGUGAACGAUUCUCAAGUAGUGGAAAACUAGCUUCAGAUAUUAAGCAUCAUUUGGAGGGCAAGUUCCACUGGUUCAAAUGGGUAGUAAUUACCCACUCAAAUGAUGCUAAAAAUGAGUUUACCUUUGGACGGUCAAUUAAAAUUGAUGUUCAAGAAAAAACAGUUGUUCACAUAAUUCAUCAAUGGUUCACCAUAAUCAUAAAAAGGGCUCUACAGUUGAUCAAACAUUAAG